AUGGAGCCGUCGGAAGAGGCUGAAAGAGGCACCCUUUGCCUCACCUUCGCCCUCCGCGACGGGAAAAGAAGAGGCGUCGCCCCCGCAGCCCAAGCCUUCCAGCUUUUUGGAGCCAAAAUCGACCACCUGGAAACGAGACUGCGGAGAAAUGCUGAUGAGGAUCUUGAGGUUUUUGUGAGGUGUGAGGUUCUGAACUGCAACGUCAGCAACCUUAUUGAUUCUUUGAAGGAAGUGGCUGAGGAUGUGAAGACAAAGAGAGAAGAGAAAACUCCAUGGUUCCCCAAGAAAUUAAGAGAUCUUGACCAAUGCCAUAGCCUGGUAACCAAAUAUGAUCCUGGUUCAGAUCAUCACCACCCAGGAUUUAGUGAUCCAGAAUACAGGAAGCGUAGAACCUUUAUUGCUGACUUGGCCUUUAACUUCAGACAGGGAGACCCAUUACCAAGAGUUGAGUACACUGCACAGGAAACUGCUACAUGGAAAGAAAUCUACCAGAAGCUGAGCGGUCUGUACCCCACCCACGCCUGUAAACAAUACCUGGAAGCUUUCCACCAGCUUGAAAAAUACUGUGGAUACCAAGCAGACUGUAUCCCUCAACUGCACGAGGUUUCUGCAUUUUUAACAGAAAGGACAGGAUUUAAGUUGAGGCCAGCUGCAGGGCUUCUAUCUGCUCGGGACUUUCUUGCUGGACUGGCGUUCCGCGUCUUUCAGAGUACACAGUAUAUUAGACACUCAUCGUCCCCUAUGCAUUCUCCCGAACCGGAUUGCUGUCAUGAAUUGUUGGGCCAUGUUCCCAUGUUGGCUGAUAAGGAAUUUGCCCAAUUCUCACAGGAUAUUGGAUUGGCUUCCCUUGGAGCAUCUGAUACCGAUAUAGAAAAUCUAUCAGCUCUCUACUGGUUUACAGUUGAAUUUGGUCUCUGCAGACAAAAUGGAGCUAUCAAAGCCUAUGGAGCAGGUCUCCUUUCCUCGUAUGGAGAGCUGAUGUAUGCUUUAUCAGAGAAGCCCCAAUACAAACCCUUUGACCUGGAUAUGAUGGUGGUUCAGCCGUAUCAGGAUCAGGCAUUCCAGUCCAUUUACUUUGUAGCAGAACAUUUUGAAGAUGCAAAAUUGCAGCUCCAGAAAUAUGCCUUGACACUCAAGAAACCUUUUACUCUGCAUUAUGAUCCUUUUACAUGCAGCAUAGAAGUGCUCGAUUCACCACAAAAAGUGAAAGAAGUCAUCACUCACUUGAAAGAAGAACUGGGAAACCUGUGUCAUGCUUUUGAAAGGUUUUUGUAA
Anolis sagrei ordinatus is the source of this 1275-nucleotide messenger RNA. RefSeq names its product tyrosine 3-monooxygenase-like. Lineage: Eukaryota; Metazoa; Chordata; Lepidosauria; Squamata; Anolidae. Gene Ontology annotation, cellular component: cytoplasm; axon; perikaryon. Gene Ontology annotation, molecular function: iron ion binding; tyrosine 3-monooxygenase activity. The record is from RefSeq and is a predicted model, not a curated record. Gene Ontology annotation, biological process: dopamine biosynthetic process from tyrosine.